AUGCAUGCAAGUGCGCCGGCCACAACCCUCAACCUCUACUUCACUGCCGCCGAGGAUUUCGGGGUUAAAGUCCAGCCACGCGCAGCUCCUACGCAGAGCAAGAAGGCCAACGACAUUACCAUUGCUUACGUUCACCACGCCAGCAACAAGAGAAAAGCGCUGUGCCUUCUGGAGAACAAGCGCGUCGAGUACGAGGGCCAGGGUGCGGUUUGGACGAACGCCAAGCGCCAGCUCACCGAGUAUAUGAUCAUGCAACGAAAGACCACCAAACAGGCGGCCGAGCACAUCGACGGUGUCGUGACCGUGGGCCGCUACUCUCGCUUUUAUGUUCUGCCGGCCGGACGGGACGAUGUUGUCUCCCAUCCCGGCACCAACGAUGCCACAGCUCGUCAUCAAAACGCCAUUCCCUGA
Molecule: messenger RNA, 411 nt
Organism: Chaetomium strumarium
Lineage: Eukaryota; Fungi; Ascomycota; Sordariomycetes; Sordariales; Chaetomiaceae
Exons: 1
Coding region: 1-411 (136 amino acids)
Source: RefSeq, a predicted model, not a curated record